Molecule: messenger RNA, 3661 nt
Organism: Planococcus citri (citrus mealybug)
Lineage: Eukaryota; Metazoa; Arthropoda; Insecta; Hemiptera; Pseudococcidae
Product: glucose dehydrogenase [FAD, quinone]-like
Exons: 2
Coding region: 286-2121 (611 amino acids)
Molecular function (GO): flavin adenine dinucleotide binding; oxidoreductase activity, acting on CH-OH group of donors
Source: RefSeq, a predicted model, not a curated record
GAAAAAUACCCCAUUGCUUGAUAGUCGGCGUUUUUAGAGGCCAAAGUGCCAUCGUUUUCAUAUUUUUCUUUUUGUUAGAACAACGAUAGUAAAAAUAAUAAAAUACGACAUGAACCAAAGUAUUUUUUUUUCAACUUGAAAUAAUUACAGUAAAACUUCCACAACACACAUGCUGAGCUACGCUACAAUGUGCUACUUUUUCCAAAACAUUAUCGAGCACAAUAAUUUCACAAAAAAUUCUUGGAUAACUUUUCAAAACUAAGAUGAAAUUGUGUCGAGCACACCAUGAAUCAAACAUGCACAUUCAACUUUACAUCAACAUCGCCCCAAUUAACAGCAGCGAUACGUUCAUUAACACCUCUAAUACUAAUGAACUGUCAAAUUCUGGGAUCAUAUCCGGCAGAUAAAAGUUCAUACGUAUACCAACAAUCAUAUUCAGAAUACGAUUUCAUAAUUGUCGGCGCAGGAUCAGCAGGAAGUACCAUUGCUGGUCGUUUGAGCGAAAUUCCAGCAUGGAAGGUAUUGCUCAUCGAAGCAGGAACUGAUCCACCAAUUAAUUCCGAUAUACCUUUUUUAUAUCCUACCCUACGACACUCAGCUUAUGACUGGAAUUAUACUACAGAAGUAACAGGAGACACUUGUCUGGCCUUUCCCGGUAAUCGGUGUACUUGGCCUAGAGGUAAGGCCCUCGGUGGAAGCAGUUCGAUAAAUACCUUGGUAGCGAUACGCGGUAAUCCUAGGGAUUACGAUUACUGGGAAUCUUUGGGUAAUCCAGGCUGGGGCUACAAACAUGUUUUGAAGUACUUCAAAAAACUAGAACGAUUACGUGUGUCAAAAUAUAAAGAUGAAGCAGCGCAUGGCUAUUCUGGAAAAGUUUUUGAGGAACUGUCCACUAACAAGACUGUCUAUGAUAUCACCGAAGCUAAAAAUUAUAUUGCAAAUUUUGCCACAAAGUUUGGAUACAAAAUAGUCGAAGAUAUAAAUGCUCAUAAUCAAGCUGGAAUAACGUUUAUACCAUGUACAUUACGCAAUAAUGUUAGAUGGAAUACUGCCAAAGCCUAUCUUGAACAUGCAAAAGAUCGACGUAAUUUAACCCUUAUGAAAGGAACAAUGGUCACUAAAAUAUUAAUUAAUGAUCGAAACAAAGCUUACGGAGUGGAAGUUUGCAAAAAUGGUAAAUACAAGAGAAUAUAUUGUAGAAAAGAAGUGAUCGUAUCAGCUGGUGCUAUCAAUUCUCCUCAACUACUGAUGCUUUCUGGUAUAGGGCCUCAAAAUCAUUUGAGUAAAUUCAAAAUCAAAGUAAAACAGAAUUUAUGCGUUGGUUGCAAUUUAAGAGAUCAUUUGUCCGUUCACAGUUAUAUAGGCGCAAUACAAUUAGAAAGUUAUAAAAAAAAUCUAGACAUCUCGUAUAUAUUGAAGCAAUAUUUGAUUAAGCGGUCAGACAUCGGUACCGGAUUUGAUACCUGUUUGUUCUUCAACACAACAGGUUAUCAAUCUGACUACCCCAAUAUUCAAGUUACCUACACGAUUCUGCCAAUGAGUACAUCAGUGCGUUCAAUUUACGAGAAAGUUCGAGAAAUGAAACCGAGCAUUAAAAAGGAAACGUCAGCAUUUACUAAAGAUGACCCCUUGUUUCAAAUGGACGUUGCACUACUGAAACCAAAAAGCCAAGGUCGAAUUUUUCUGAAUAGCAGAGAUCCAUUCGAGCAUCCUAAAAUAUUCACCGGAUACUUGACAGAAAAAGACGACUUGUAUGCUUUAAUAGAAGCUUUACGAGUGACAGAUACGUUGGUGCGAUCUAAAGCUUUCAAGCAAUACGGAACCAUGCAGUCUAUACCAAUAUUACGCUGUUUGCUACAAGUUCCAUACUCAGAUAAAUAUUACGAAUGCUUAAUUCGGCAUUUUGGUACCACCAAGUAUCAUCCUGCUGGCACGUGCAAAAUGGGACCUUCAAAAGAUCCGGAUGCGGUUGUUAGUUCAGAACUGAAAGUUCAUGGAAUACAAGGGAUGAGAGUUGCUGAUGCGUCAAUAAUGCCACAAGUGCCAAAUGCCAACUUGAACAUACCUGUAAUAAUGAUCGGCGAAAAAGUUUCUGAUAUGAUCAAGAAAGAUUGGUCUUGAAAAUUGUACAAAUGCAGUAAAAGUAUCCCUCAAUUUCCUGAAAGGGCAAAAGUAGUUAAAAAUCAACUUUAGGGUGCUAAAUUUUUGAGGAAAAAAAUUGAUUUUUCAAAAGUUUUGCGAAAAAGCGAAUUUUUUGCAAAUAGCAAGACUUUUUGGCAACUAAGAAUACUUAAUAGCAAAAAAAUUAUUAUUUUUCGCAAUUUUGUCAAAAAAGAUUCUAAGGCGUCCUUAAAUAAAGAUUUAUUCAAUUUAAUUCAGCGUUGUUUUUUUAUAUUUUUGGCAAUUUUUGACAAUUCUUAGAAAAAAACGAAAUUUUUGGGAUUUUUUGAAAAAAAUGAGAUUUUUUGGGAUUUUCUUACAAGAAACCACAAUUUUUAGAAAAUUUUAGCAAGAAAAUGAGACUUGUUGGCAAUUUUAAACAAGGUGAGAUUUGAUACAAAUUCCGUAUUUUUUGCGAGAAACGAAACAUUUGUUUCUUGUUUUCUUCACGAAGUUGGGCCGAGAUUUAGUAGAGUGUCUAACAGGAAUUUGUUAAUCGAAAAUCACUACAUUUUUUUCACUUCCUUGCAAAAAAAUCAGCAUCUUCCAAAAUAUUUUUGACCCCUUUCCCCUCCAAGAUCAAUUUUUUAGUUUUUUUGUGUUUUUUUUGUUUGGACUUUGUAAAAUUAAUUCAAUGGUUAGAAAAUCAUCGCCACAUUUAUACUCGAAAAAUAAGCAAAUUAAAACUAUUCAACUAUUUCGAGAAUGAAAUUCUUUCAAAUAUGAGGACUUCAAGUACAUAACAGGAACUUUAACAAUACAUUUUUUGAACAAUUGGGAUUUUUCAUGAGGGAGAAGAGACUGAGCGAGGCAAAAUUUUACAUUCAAAUUUUUCGCUUUUCUGAUGUCUUCAAACAUCACAAGAUUUUUUUCAGGCAAGUGGAUGGCGGAUGUCGAGAAUAUAAUUUUUCACCUUUAAGGUUCUUUUUACUGUAAUGAAAUCGGGCGAAUAAAAAACUGUGUUUUCCUGUGUUUCAAAAAAGUAACAUCAGCAACCACAAUUUCCAAAAAAAAAAAAGUAACCAAGAGUUACGUUUUUACCUACAUAAAAAGUAAGUGGUUUCUUGUUUUGUCCAAUUUCAAAAUUGAAGGCAUUAAAGCACUUGGAAAAUGUUGAUUAAGUACAUAUAUAUAGCCCUUUCAUUUUGAAUCUGAACUGCUCCCCAAACGUUUUUUUUUGUUCUUCUCAUAAAAUUUUUGAAAUUUGAGAGCUCUCCUCAAAUAUCAUAAUAAUUAAUUUGUGUAUUAAAAUUGAUUUCCAAAGGGAAGUACACCGCAAAUCAUCCAACAUCUCAGGUAAAUUCAGCAAAAUUAUACAACAUCUAGCAAUACUACGGAUAUUUUACUUCCGUUGACGCACGAAAUUUUCCAUUUUUUAGUUCGUUGUUGUUUCGUACCUACUUACUUAUAAUAUGAGGCUUUUUUAAAUAAUUUACGUACUCAAGUUUUGUGUUUUCUGAACUGUGACAGAUAACGCAGAUAAGCGAAUACCAGUAACAUG